Arvicola amphibius (Eurasian water vole) is the source of this 2559-nucleotide messenger RNA. RefSeq names its product NAD synthetase 1 (gene Nadsyn1). Gene Ontology annotation, cellular component: cytoplasm. Gene Ontology annotation, molecular function: glutaminase activity; NAD+ synthase (glutamine-hydrolyzing) activity; ATP binding. Gene Ontology annotation, biological process: NAD+ biosynthetic process. The record is from RefSeq and is a predicted model, not a curated record. Bases 587 to 2329 code for a protein of 580 amino acids. The transcript has 18 exons. Lineage: Eukaryota; Metazoa; Chordata; Mammalia; Rodentia; Cricetidae.
GAAGAUCCUCCUCAUCAGGCCCAAGAUGGCCUUGGCCAACGAAGGCAACUACCGGGAACUGCGCUGGUUCACCCCCUGGUCCAGGAGCCGCGACAUUGCUGCUUCCUGACCUACAGAUGGGGACAGAGGACUCCUCUAGAACGCUGUGGCCGUGAGGAGGUCUGUGGGCAUCUUGUUUCUGUUCCCAGUGCUGAUGGGUGGGAGAGGACUUGUCCACUCAGCUCUAUGACUUCUGGCAUUGUGCUUAAGUAGAAGAACCACUGGCAGUGUGCCCAUGGGCCACCAACUCUAAGAAAGCACAGAGCAGUCUGCAUUUGGCAUCUAAGCAGUGUACUGGGUAGUGGCUUGUUUGAGGAUGAGACCUCGUAGACCAAAGCCAUGUGUGGUAAAUACUCUGCCUGUUAAAGACUGGAGUAUGACCCUGUUGUCUCAUUGGUAAGGUAGGUAUGGUUAUGUCUGUAGGUAAACAUCGCAGGACUUUCCCACAGUUGGGAAGAGCCCAGAUUUCUCCCUUGGAACAAUGUCCUGAUUCCAGUCCCACUCUCCCAAAGUCUCUCAGAAAAUAGAGAGGCAGAGACACUCCAGUAUGCAUGAGUACUACAGUGUCUGCCAUAGGCAAACUGAGGAGUAUGUCCUCCCUCGGAUGUUACAGGACCUGACAAAGCAGAAAACCGUUCCCUUCGGAGAUGUGGUACUUGCCACCAGGGACACUUGUAUUGGGAGCGAGGUCUGUGAAGAGCUCUGGACACCGCGCAGCCCUCACAUUGACAUGGGCCUGGAUGGUGUGGAGAUCAUCACCAAUGCCUCGGGCAGCCACCAUGUGCUACGUAAAGCCCAUACCAGGGUGGAUCUGGUGACCAUGGCCACCUCCAAGAAUGGUGGCAUCUACCUCCUAGCCAACCAGAAGGGCUGCGACGGUGACCGUCUCUACUAUGAUGGCUGUGCCAUGAUUGCCAUGAACGGGAGUAUCUUUGCCCAGGGCACUCAGUUCUCCCUGGAUGAUGUGGAGGUCCUCACUGCCACCCUGGACCUGGAGGAUGUCCGGAGCUACAGGGCAGAGAUCUCAUCUCGAAACCUGGAGGCAAGCAGGGUGAGCCCGUAUCCCCGGGUGAAUGUGGAUUUUGCCCUCUCGGUCAGUGAGGACUUGUUAGAACCGGUGUCAGAACCUGUGGAGUGGACAUACCACAGUCCCGAGGAGGAGAUAAGCCUCGGGCCUGCCUGCUGGCUCUGGGACUUCCUCCGACGGAGCAAACAGGCUGGGUUUUUCCUGCCCCUGAGUGGCGGUGUGGAUAGUGCAGCCAGCGCCUGCAUCGUCUACUCCAUGUGCUGCCUGGUCUGCGAGGCUGUGAAGAGUGGAAAUCAGCAGGUGCUGGGCGACAUCCAAAGUCUGGUGAACGAGAACAGCUACACCCCACAAGAUCCCCGGGAGCUCUGCGGACGCCUGCUCACCACUUGCUACAUGGCCAGUGAGAACUCCUCCCAGGAGACCCACAGCAGGGCCACAGAGCUAGCUCAGCAGAUUGGAAGCUACCACAUCAGUCUGAGCAUUGACACCGCCGUGAAGGCUGUCCUGGGCAUCUUCAGCCUGGUGACCGGGAAGUUCCCUCGGUUUUCAGCACACGGAGGGAGCAGCAGGGAGAACCUGGCCUUGCAGAAUGUGCAGGCUCGGAUAAGGAUGGUCCUCGCCUACCUGUUCGCUCAGCUGAGCCUCUGGUCCCGGGGCAUUCAAGGGGGCCUUCUUGUGCUUGGAUCUGCUAAUGUGGAUGAGAGUCUCCUCGGCUACCUGACCAAGUAUGACUGUUCCAGCGCGGACAUCAACCCGAUAGGCGGCAUCAGCAAGACAGACCUGAGAGCCUUCGUCCAGUUCUGCGCUGAGUGCAUCCAGCUUCCCGCUCUGCAGACCAUCCUGUCAGCACCGGCCACUGCAGAGCUGGAGCCCUUAGCCAACGGGCAGGUGUCUCAGACAGAUGAGGAAGACAUGGGGAUGACAUACUCAGAACUCUCCGUCUUCGGCAGACUUCGGAAGGUCGCCAAGGCUGGGCCCUACAGUAUGUUCUGCAAACUGCUCAACAUGUGGAAAGAUAGCUGUACACCAAGACAGGUGGCUGAGAAGGUGAAGCAAUUUUUCUCGAAGUACUCCAUGAACAGGCACAAGAUGACAACCCUCACGCCAGCAUAUCACGCUGAAAGCUACAGUCCUGACGACAACAGGUUUGACCUGAGACCCUUUCUGUACAACACAGCUUGGCCCUGGCAGUUCCGCCACAUUGAUGACCAGGUUCUGCAGCUUGAGAGGAAAGAACAGCAGGGCCCGAAAGACUGCGUCUAGGAGCGGUUGGAAGAGCCAUCACCUUUACGGAAGCACCUCCUCCCUAGAGAUCCCUACUGUGAUUUCAAAUCCCCAGUGGUCAGGACCAGAGACCCUGCCACUGCCCUGCUAGAGCCAGGGUGUGUUUACCUUUCAGGAAGAGAGCGAAGUUCAUUCUAAUGCCAUAAAGAAUAAGCAAAAAUGCUCUUUUUAAAAUGUGAUUUUUAAAAUAAAAUAUUAUUUUAUGUGUA